Molecule: messenger RNA, 6870 nt
Organism: Chlamydomonas reinhardtii
Lineage: Eukaryota; Viridiplantae; Chlorophyta; Chlorophyceae; Chlamydomonadales; Chlamydomonadaceae
Exons: 17
Coding region: 116-6091 (1991 amino acids)
Biological process (GO): regulation of transcription by RNA polymerase II
Cellular component (GO): nucleus
Molecular function (GO): protein binding; transcription cis-regulatory region binding
Source: RefSeq, a predicted model, not a curated record
CAUAUUCACAUCAUAGACAGGCCUGCAUGGUUUUCAGCUUGGUUUCGAACCGCAUCCACGCCGCGCUUUCUGAUAUGCACAUCUUUCCAUAACCUCUGUAUUGACAUAUUCCAUCAUGCCGCCAAGCCAUGAGCCCGGGGGCACACCAAUUAAGCCGCGAAGCCCAGAUUGGCCGUCGCUCCCGGUCGAGCUGCUCACUGAGAUCGCCCGGCAUGUGCUGCCUUCACAAACCGUCUGCUUCGCCGCGGUCUGCAAGGCGUUCCGCACCGCUGCAGUGCCCCUGUGCUCCAUGCUGCACGUGCCGCUGGUGUCUGACGCGCUGCUGCCGGCGGGGCCGCCGGGCGCUCCCCGGCUGGAGCUGGCGCGCAGCUACCUGCAGCUCCUGCGGCAGCAGCAGGCGCAGCAGCAGGCGCAGCAGCAGGCGCGGCUGCAGCAGCAGCUGCUGCUGUCGGGGCAGGCUGGGCCCUCGGGAUCGGCGGGAGCUACAGGGGCUGCGGCAGCAGCGGCCCCGGCUGACGUAAACGGUGGGCCAGGCGCAGGAGUAGCAACAGCAGCGGUAAGGGCAGCAGUGGCAACAGCAGCAGCAGUAGCAGCAGCAGCAGCAGCAGUAGCAGAAGCUGAGAUGGGCGCGGCAGGUGCCGAUGUGCCGGCGCUGCAGCCGCUGCUGUGCCAGUCCCAGCCGCCGGCCCGCCUGCCCGCUGGCACGCGCCUGCCGCUGCUGCCGCACCUGCUGCAGCGCUUCUCCUGCGCCACCGCCCUGGCCCUGCACCGCAACGCCCUGCACCACCCAGCCCUGGAGGCGGCGGCGCUGCAGACCGUGGUGGCCGCACAGCCGCCCGCCCCACCCGCGCCCCUGCCCCACCUGCCCCACCUGCCGCCACCGCCGCCUGGCCCUGCCGCAGGCGGUGGCGGCGGGACGCCGCCACCGCCCCACCUGCAGCAGCAGCAGCAGCAGCCGUACAACAGCAACCGCCACAACCACCAACACAACUACCACGUGGCGCUGCCCGGCUCCGUGACGCGGCUGCACGUGUACGACUCCAUCGCGUGGGACUACCCGCUGUCGCUGUCGGGCCUGGCGGGCCUCACGCAGCUGGUCACACUGAAGCUGUGGGGACUGGGCGCGCCAGGGCUGGACCCCAGCGCGCAGUGGGCGUUUGGCCGCGGGCUCCUGUCGCUCAGCGGCCUCACGCGGCUGCAGGAGCUCACGCUGAGGUGGCUGUUCGGCAGGCAGGAGGUGGUGUGGACGUGCCCCCAGACGCCGCGCCUCAUCAGCGCGCUGCAGCAGGCCGGCGCGCGGCUGCGCUGCCUGGACCUGAACGCCUUCCUGCUGGACCCGGGGUCGGCGGCCGCGCUGGGCGCCGUCAGCAGCCUGCGGUCGCUGUCGCUGUACUUUGACGCGGAGGGCGCGGGCUGGGAGGAGCUCACUCAGCUAAUGCGGCUGCCGGAGCUGACCCGCCUGGUGCUGAGCUACGAGGGGGACGCGCUCACGGGGCCGUGGGUGGGCGACGGGCCGCCCUUACUGGACGGCGCCGGACCCGACCCGCCGCCGCCGCCGCCGCCGCCACCAGCAGCAGUAGUAGCAGCAGCAGCAGCAGCAGCAGCAGCAGUGCAGCUGCCGGGGCAUCAAGGCCAAGCGCUGGGCGGGGCGGCGGCUGGGGCAGCGGCCGGCGCCGCUGGCGCCGCAGACGCGCUUCCUGCCGCCGGCGCGGACGGCGGGCAUGCGCACGCGCACGCGCACGCGCAUGCCCAGGCCCAGCCCGGCACGCCCACGCAGCAGCUGCGCGGGCGCGGCGCCGCCGCCCUCCCGCUCCCCCUCGCCGCCGCCUCCACCCCACCCGCCGGCGCCUCCGCCUCCGCCGCCACUGCUGGCGGCGGCCCGCUGCUGCCCUCCUGGGCCGGCCCUGCGCCCUACGCGCUGCAGUACCUGUCGCUCACCACCUCGCCGGCGCUGCACCGCAUCCUGCGGCGGCUGGACGUGCUGCUGCCGGCGCUCAACUACCUGUCCCUGUCCAGCGUGGGCGAGUUCGGCGCGGGGCAGCGCGAGCUGGAGGCGGGGCUCAUGGCCAUGGCGCAGGCGGGCUCACAGCUGUCGCGCAUGAAGCUUUUCUGCAUGGAGCUGCGCCCCGAGCUGCUGGCGGCCAUCACCGCCCUGCCCGCACUGCAGGAGUUGAUGCUGUUCAACGCCUGGGUCGCAGUUCCGGAGCCGCCAGCCGCGCCGCCGCCGCCGCCGCCCCAGCCGCACGUGCUGCAGGGGCUGCUGCUCCUGCCCGCGCAGAUGCAGGCGCAGGCGCAGGCGCUGCAGCAGAUACAGGCGCAGGCGCAGGCGCACCAGGCGCAGGUGCAGGCGCACCAGGCGCAGGCGCAGGCGCACCAGGCGCAGGUGCAGGCGCAGGCGCAGGCGCAGGUGCAGGCGCAAGGGCAAGGGCAGGGGCAGGGGCAAGGGCAGGGGCAAGGGCAGGGGCAGGGGCAGGGGCAAGGGCAGGGGCAAGGGCAGGGGCAAGGGCAGGGGCAGGGGCAAGGGCAGGGGCAAGGGCCAGCACCGCAGCAGCCUCAGCCUCAGGCGCAGGGGCAGGGGCAGGGGCAGGCGCAAGGGCAAGGGCAGGCACAGGGGCUGGGGCAGCAACCCCCGGCGCAGCAGCCGCAGCAGGCGCAGAUCGCUGCCAGCUGGGGGGAUGCGUUGGCGACAGAGUUGGAGGAGCACGUGCGCGUCAUUGUGAGGGCCGUGGCGGAGGCUGCGGAGGCCGCACGGGCGCAAGCGGACGCGUUGGGGAGAGUAAACACCGUUGCCGUGGGCACGCAGCAGCAGCAGCAGCAGCAGCAGCAGCAGCAGCAGCAGGCAGGCUCUGGCACCGUUGCAGACUCCAAUGCCGCCCAUGUCGGAAGCACAUUCCGGUCGACGGCUGCUGCUGCCAUGACGGUGAUCGGGGUGCUGCAGCAUAUUGUACGCACGGGGUUGGACGCGGAAGCGGCGGCAGCUGGCGGCAGCGACAGCGGCAGCAGAGCCUUGGCGCUCAUGGGACCGGGUUGGGGGCUGGAGGCGCGCCGCGUCCAGGGGACCCCCAGCACGGAUGCGGCUGUGGCGGGCGGCGGCGGUGACGCGGCAGGUGCUGUUGGCGCUGGUGUUGGUGCUGGUACUGGUACUGGUGCUGGUGCUGGCGCUGCUGCUGGCGCUGCUGAUGGUGCUGGUGCUGCUGAUGGUGGUGGUGCUGGUGCUGGUGCUGGCGCUGCUGCUGGCGAUGCUGAUGGUGCUGGUGCUGCUGAUGGUGGCGGCGCUGUGGGUGCUGCGGGUGCUGGUGGUGCUGCGGGUGCUGAUGCGUCCGGCGGGGGGCAGGCAGCGGAUGGGGAUGUGGCGGACGGCGCGGCGGCCAAGCUGCGGCUGCGGCGGGUGGGGCUGGGGCCGUUGGCGGUUCUGCAGCAGGAGGCGGAGGAGCUGGAGUCGGCUGUGACACACAUGCUGCGCAUGGCGGAGUACGCCGAUCCGCGCAAGCAUCAUCAUCAGCUGCAGCAGCAGGAGGGCCUCGAUGGCCCUUCGGGUUCGGCGGCGCCGGCGCCGGCUUUGACGGCGGCGCUGUCUCCGUACCUGGAGUCGGAGCUGGCGUCGCUGGGGGCGGUGGCGCAGGCGGUACUGCUUGAGCGCAUGGGUCGUGUGGCAGCGCUGCUUGAGAACCCCGCCGGUCCGCUAGCCGCGAUGGUGGCGUGGUUGCGGGGUGGGCGUCACUGGAAGCCGGCUGCAACGCAGUCAGCGGCGGGAGGGCCCUCGGCGGCAGGGCCGGGGCCGUCGGAACCUGCGGCGGCGGCGGCGGCGGCGGCGGCAGCGGCGGCGGCGACGCCGGCAGCUCAGGAGAUGGCGGAUGGCGCGGCGGGUCUUGCAGCAGCGGCGGGCGCGCCUACAGGCAAGGGGAAGGGCGCCGGCGCCGGGGGCUCUGGGGAGGGCGGGAGCGGCAUGCAUAGCACAAAUCCCAAUGCCAAUGGCAAUGAUAAUGAUAUUGAUGACGACCUGUACGAGCCCGCGGCGAUGCGAGCGGCCGCGCCCGCGGCUGCUGUGGGACACAGCGGCGGCGGCGGCGGCGCUUCGGGGAGCGCGGCGGCCGGGCGCAGCGGAGACAUGAGUCUGGCAGAGAUCGAGGCUCUCAGAGAAAUGGUGAGCGCAGUGAGGGCAAAGUUCGAAGCAGCGGACGGCGCAGCGGGUGGCGCAGCAGGCGGCGCAGCAGGCGGCGGCGCAGCAGCAGGCGGCGGCGCAGCAGGCGGCGGCGGCGCAGCAGGUGCAGGAGGGGCGCAUGGGCUCGCGCACCGCGGCGGGGAUGCCAUGGACGCCGACGGCGGGCAACUGGACUAUGCGGCAGCAGCGCACAGCCACAACAACAAUGGCAACAACGGCGAUGGAGAUGCAGGAGAAGAUGACAUCUUGGACAAUGUGGCGCUGGAUGAAGACCUGGACGCGGCGGUGGACCUCGCCGCACUGCUGGCGGAUCACGUCAACGCCGCGGUUGGAGCGGAUGCUGACGGCGGCGGUGGCGGCGGUGGUGGUGGCGGCGGUGGUGGUGGCGGCGGUGGUGGUGGCGGUGGUGGUGGCGGUGGUGGUGGCGGCGCGGCCGCGGGGGGUGCGGCUCCGGCGCCGCCCUCGGAGACGGCGCUGCUGCGACAGGCGGUGCGGGCGACGGCGCUGGCCCAGACCCAGCUCGAGGCGCUGGCUGUGACGUCGGGCCGCAUGAAGCAGCUGCUGGUGGAGUUUGGGCCCGAGAGCUCCACCUGCUUCAUCACGCAGGACCUGGUCCGCGCGCUGGAGCCCCUGGCGCCCGGUCUGCGCUCUCUGCACCUGCUGUCCUGGAACAUGGACGGCCUGAUGCUGGCGGGCCGCGAGCACCUGGCCUUCACUGCCUUCACAGACCUGCGCUCCCUCACCGUGGCCAAUCGCACCAGCAGCGACUCGCAGGUCCAGUUUGCGGCGCCACUGCCCGAGAACAGCGGUCACGUCAUUUACCUGGGGGAGCUACCAAGGUCGCUCAAGAGCCUGUGUCUGAACCGCGUCAACAUCAUCGCUGGUGAGCCGCCCAAUGCUGCUGCCGCCGACACGGCCUCCACACCACCGGCCGCGGCUGGUGCCGCCGGUGCGGGUAGCAGCCGCGGCGGCGGCGGCGGCGGCGCUGUUUCGGGUAGCAGCAACGGCGGCGCGACGGCGACGGUGGUGGCGGCGGGGCUGUCGGGGCCGGGGCCGUCCACUAGCAGUGCCGCGGCGCCGGCGUGUUCGAAGGCGGGUGGGGAGCUGGGUGAUGGGGACGUAGACAUGGCCGUGGCUGAGGGGCCGUCGGACUCCGCCGCACCGUCCACAGCAGCCACAGCCGCAUCACGCACAGCAUCAGCAACCACAGCACACGCAGCACCAGCAGCAGCUCCACCACCACCUACAGCAUCAUCUGCAGCAGCACCGGGUCUUGCGCCGCCGCCGCUGGUGGCGCCGCCGCUGGUGGCGCCGCCGCUGGUGGCGCCCAGCCUAGUGCACGUGUGGUUGGCGGACUGCAACGUGGGCGGCGCGGGGCCGGCGGCGCUGGUGGGCGCGCUGCCGGCGCUGCAGACGCUGGUGGUCCGGCACGUGAGCAAGCACGAGGACUUGCCAGCCUGCCUGCUGCAGAGCCUGCGGGGGCUCAAGGACCUGACCACGCUGGGUCUGGGCGGCUUCCACCACCGGCUGCUGCCGGAGCUGCACGGGCUGACGCAGCUGCGGCACCUCAUGCUGGACCCGCGCCGCUUCGAGGACGUGGAGGUGGACGCCGAGGCCUGGGGCGGCGUGGCGGUGGUUGACGCGGACCGCUCGUUGGCCUUUCACGAGGGCGUGAUGGGGCUGGUGGCGGCGGGCGGCGGCGGCGGGGGCGGCGGCGGCUCCCGGCUGCGCAGCGUGUGGCUGCCGGACUGGGCCGUGCCGCCCCACCAGCUGGUGCAGUGGCAGCUGCAGGUGGCGGAGGCCGCGCCGCUGGCCGCGCUGCGACUGGUGGACUUCCACUACUUCUGGCGCCUGCCCGCGCCCGUGGGCUGCCCCGAGGUGCAGGACCGCCUGCAGUGGUGGGGCUUCGACGCCUGGAACGUGCUAUGAGCCUAUGAGCCAGGAGCGCAGGCAGGCAGGGGCUUUGAGUCGGGAGCGCAGGCGGGCAGCAGGGCUGGGGAGAGUUAGGGUGGAGGCUAUCGUGGAGGCGGAGCGAUGCUGCGCAAGCGAGCUUUGGCGUGAGGAUGAGUACAGUAGGGGAACUUGCGCUUGUGCUCUUGAAGGUGACGGGACGGGCGCUGGGCAUUCGUGACGUAAACCGCAUGUGGGGUAUGCAAUGGCGGGGGUUAGCAGCCGAUGAGAGGGUUGCAGCUGGCAGGCGCACUUGGUGGAGAAGAAGGGGAGGGUGGGACCUCCGGGGAGGCUCGGGUAAGGCACGGGGGCAAAGGACACGGCAGGCUUGCCAGCACUGUGAGUUGAGGUGGUGGGCCUGGAAUGCAGCAGGACCCGUCAAGGCCACCCAUAUCGCAGACAACAGAAGGCGGUAGGGGUGUGGAGGCGAGCAUAGCUGCAUAGGAGGGCACCAAAGCGGACUUACUUUGGGUGCGGUGACUGGAGCUGGACGCACGCGGGAGGUCAUAGCGCAGACCAAACAUAUUGUUGCUCCGUGUCCGUGGGAACGCGGCGAGUGCUCGACAGCGCCUCGGAUGCCCCCAAUGGGCUGGACAGCGAGAGUCCGCUGGUGAGGGUGGGCGGGUGUAAACGACCCAUUCAGGCUGCCAAUUCCCUUUGUACGGCUUUCCUAUGCAUGGAGUUGAACCUGGAUGGUAGGACGCAAACCGCCAUAGUCAGGGCCAAGCUGGUUGCGGCGGGUGUACCGUGUGAGUGGC